Molecule: messenger RNA, 4533 nt
Organism: Oncorhynchus kisutch (coho salmon)
Lineage: Eukaryota; Metazoa; Chordata; Actinopteri; Salmoniformes; Salmonidae
Product: armadillo repeat-containing protein 1-like
Exons: 7
Coding region: 454-1278 (274 amino acids)
Molecular function (GO): metal ion binding
Source: RefSeq, a predicted model, not a curated record
ACUUGGAAACAACAGGAUUUGGUCUAUCUUGGGUUAGUUAUUAACAUCUUCGGCCCUACUGCCUGACAGAAAAAAACGUUCUGAUUGGCUCUUCGUCUUGACAGUCACAACGGAACUGUCCAAUCAGCUGUCUUCACACAGAGGCCGUGAUGAAUCGUAAAAUGAAUGCGAUAGCUAGCUAACGUUAGCUAUUUGACGAAAUUGUAUGACCGAAACAGCUUUCUUUUUUUUUGCCUAAUCGCUGUCAUUGUAAAGUCAAAAUAACGGGAGAUCACUUGGAGAAAAGGUAAUAAUAUGCUAAUACUGACUAACGUUAGCUACUGUAGCCCAGAGAGUAAUGUGUUUCUGGUUGUCCUGGGCGUGUUUUCAGAGGUUAUGCGUGGACAACAAUCAAUGCUACAGCAAGUGUAAAGAGGCUGAUUUGAUGUGCACGGCACUGGGAGAGGAGGCACCAUGAGUAGGGAGUUGGAUGCGCUGACUGUGGUGAACCAGCUACGAGAUCUCGCAGCUGACCCUCUCAACAGACGAGCCAUAGUACAGGACAACGGCUGCUUACCGGGGCUCAUCCUCUUUCUGGACCACCCCAACCCUCAGGUCGUCUACUCAGCAUUAUUGGCAGUGCGCUACCUGGCAGAAUGUCGGACCAACAGAGAGAAGAUGAAGGGAGAGCUGGGCAUGAUGCUGAGUCUGCAGAAUGUCAUGCAGAAGGGCAGCUCCCCAGGGGAGACCAAGCUGCUGGCGUCUGAAAUCUAUGAGAUUCUGCAGGCAGCUGGGAAUGAGGCAGAGCAGGCUGAGGCUUCCUCCUGCAGACGCAAGGCCCACUUCUUCCUGGGCUCCACCAACAAGAAGGCCAAGACUGUGGUGCUGCACAUUGACGGCCUGGAUGACUCGGCUCGUAGAAGUCUGUGUGAGGAGGCCCUGUUGAAGAUCCGGGGGGUGAUCAGCUUCACCUUCCAGAUGGCUGUGAAGAGAUGUGUGGUCAGGAUCCGCUCUGACAUCAAGGCUGAGGCACUGGGCACGGCGAUCAACUCCACCAAGGUGAUGAAGGCUGCACAGGUGGUGAAGGGAGAGGAUGGAGGAGAGCUGAUGCUUCCAUUCCAGGAGGGUGCAGAGGAGGCGGUGGUGGAGCACAACGAGGACAUCCCAGACUACCUCCCUGAGGAGGAAAGCCCGUCUCAGGAGCAGGACAAGGCCGUGACGCGCGUUGGCUCCAUCACAGAUGGCGUGGGCUGGCUCAGCACAGCCGCCAACUUCCUGUCCCGCUCCUUCUACUGGUGACCGCUUCCUGUGUCAGUCACAAUCCCAAGCCCACUAACCACCACCCGACGGUCACCUUAGCCCCGCCUAUUUCAUCCAGCCCUUCUACACUGCUCUCUAGUCCCUCUCAACAGCCACACAGAGUACCACUCUGCUCAGUGUACAAGGAGCGCUGGACUGCCAAGUGCAACCUGCAAUAACCUUUACUUGUUUAUAAAACAAAAUUAGCUAAGAAAAUGCUAGCUACUGUACCGCAGGCUGAACUCGCUGCACACUAAAUACACUCAAGUCAAUCUCUACUCGUUAUGCGUCUCAUAAGCCAUAGACAGAGGACUUCAGAAUCAGCUUACAUCUCUUUUCCUUUAGGGAAGUAGUUUUCUCUGACGCCCGAUGGGUCCAUCAUCUCUUUGAAACCAAAUUGCAUUGUGGGAAUGCAUUGUGCUGCAUCGUCUUUUGAGUUUGAACGAUUGCAUUGAAUGAUGCUGCGCUUGUGGAAAUUGGAGUGUUUUUGUGCUUAUCUGUUGCUUCUUUUCCUCAUCUUUGUUUUCAUACGGUUUUUUCACCCUUUUUCUGUUUGCCAAUUUGAUAAUCCCUAAUUCACUUUUCGUUCCCCUGCGGUGGGGGGCUUUUGUUUGUGCCAAUCUUGCUCGCUGCCUUGUUUUCAUCAUGUUUACGUCUCUAUCCUUCGUUAGGUGCCUUUUGGACUCUUCACUCUCAUGUACUGCUAUUUAUUUGUCCAGUUUAACUUCACUCGAAACCUCUGAAGCCUUGUGAAUAAUGCAAACUGGCUUCUCUGCGUUGGGAGCUAUUUCCCCUAACAGCUCAUGUCUCUCACAGAGAGAUGUCAUAUUAUUAGCGAGACAAAGAGACCCCGGUGAAGGACGGCUGAUGACAGGACAUUAGCUGCUCCAUAGAGGACGGAUGCAGAAAGAAAAGGGAAAUGAUGCUUACUGUUAUACUGUAGAAAGUGGACUUUAGUACACAUUACUUCACGUUAAAUCCUCCUAGGACUUGGGAGUCUCUUGGUUGUACAGUGGAGGUGAGUUCAGAUGGAUCAUUGCUUAUGUUGAAGUUGUGAUGCGGUGACUCGCAUCAAAUGUACUUCUUUAGCCUUUUCCCCUUCAUCAGUGUUUUCAUGUUGGAUUAUAUGGUCAUCUGUAGUCUGAAAGGUCUGAUUUAGAGUAGACAACCGGUCCUAAAUCGGUGUGAUGGAGACCUCAGGGCUUGAUAGCCACCUGCUAAAUGUGUGUCCCUCACCCUGAAGCCCAUCAACAUGUUCACUAUAGUGGCCCAGCCACUACAUGUUUUUUUACCCCCUUUAGCCAGCAGUGUCCUUAAAAUGACAUGCACAUACGGACACCAUUGCUGCUGUCAGAAGGACACUAGAGGUGUAAGCAGCAUCACUGGUCUGGAGAUGUACAUUUCAAAUCAGAUUUUGGUCACAUUAACACAUGUUUAGCAGAUGUUAUUGCGGGUGUAGUGAAAUGCUUGUGUUCCUAGCUCCAACAGUGCAGUAAUAUCUAACAAUUCACAACAAUACACACAUCUAAAAGUAAAAGAAUGGAAUUAAGAAAUAUAUAAAUAUUCGGACAAGCAAUGUUGGAGUGGCGUUGACUAAAACACAGUAAGAGUAGAAUACAGUAUAUAUGAAAUUAGUUAAACAGUAUGUAAACAUGUAUUAAAGUGACUAGUGUUCCAUUAUUAAAGUGACCAGUUAGUCAAUGUAUAUAGGGCAGCAGCCUCUAAGGUGCAGGGUUGAGUAACCGGGUGGUAGCCGGCUAGUGAUGGCUAUUUAACAGUCUGAUGGCCUUGAGAUAGAAGCUGUUUUUCAGUCUCUCGGUCCCAGCUUUGAUGCACCUGUACAGACCUCACCUUCUGGAUGAUAGCAGGGUGAACAGGCAGUGGCUCGGGUGGUUGUUGUCCUUGAUGAUCUUCUUGGCCUUCCUGUGACAUCGGGUGCUGUAGGUGUCUUGGAGGGCAGGCAGUGUUCCCCCAUUCAUGUGUUGGGCAGACUGCACCACCCUCUGGUAAAUGGUGCCUGGUUUCCUAGCAAUAUUAAUCAUAAUGUUAAUCUCAGUCCUUAUUUCAGGAAGAAAUCAUGUUUUUUUUUUCAACAGUUAUUCUUUGUCUCCAUUUUACUUUGUUGUUGAAAGAUGCAACACAUUUAAAAUGUAAAUAUUGCCCUUUUUGAAGAGGUUUUGACUGAAACAUUGAAGUUCGAUAUUAGGUUUGUGCAUAGAUUCCUCUUUGGAUUGACUUUUUAUUCCUUUUGAGGAACCCUUUCACACCUGUAAUCCUUUUCCAGGUGAAUUAUGGUCUCGUUGUGUAAAGGAAGUGCUGACCAGACAAUAGUUAUGCUUCUGGGGGCCAAACUCACAGCUCACACAGCUAGUAGGAUGGAUUGAUUUACUGCAGUGGGCUAAAUCAGGGUCACAGUGUUUCUUGGUAGUCUUAAACAGAUCUACUUUGAAAAGUAUACACCUCACACACAUGGUUAUGAGCUUAAAAAAAGGAGACACCUGAACCAUGUCAGAUAUAGUUGAAAUGUAUUACAUUUUGAGUUUGCAUCCUAAUAUUACACUUUUAUAUACGUCACAGAAGACUGAAAUAUAAUGAAAUAAUGUUUAUUAAUUAUGAAAAAUAUUAAUAACAUUCCACCCAUAAGGCCACUGGGGGGCGAUUUGGUUGUUUUACUGCAAGAAAGGCCUACAAUAACCUCAAUUGAUCUAAUAACGUAUAUCCACUCCAGUGAGUUUAUUCUCUAUCUGCAUCCCUCAGAAGCAGUGCUUACGAACAACAAGUCGUAGGAUGAAGUCAUCACUUCUAUUUAAUCCUUUGUCUUCCUUUUUUUGUUCAACAUGAACAGCAUCAGUCAUGACUUAAGUUGCAACAUGUAAAGUACAUUUUAUUAUAAGUUGUACUAGUACUGUAUAUCAAAUACUUGGAAAAGUUUUUUUUGUCUCGGUUUAAAUCUCUUAUGUCAAAUCAAAUGUUAAUUUGUGCCGAAUACAACAGGUGUAGACUUUACCGUGAAAUGCUUACCCCUUAACCAACAACGCAGAGUUAAAUAAGGAAAUAAACACAUGAAAUACAACCUAUCGUUUAAUAGUCACUCCAUCAGGAUGGCUGACUGAAUCAUGUAGCAAGUCCUCAGAAUAGCAGACACUUCUCAUGUACAGUGUGUAUCUGCUGUCUAAUGUAUUUCAGAUCUGAAAACGGUUGAUUCCCAAUUUACGAUUAAGGCAAAGAAUAUUAAAAAUAACUUUAAAAUGUAAA